Molecule: messenger RNA, 215 nt
Organism: Candidula unifasciata
Lineage: Eukaryota; Metazoa; Mollusca; Gastropoda; Stylommatophora; Geomitridae
Source: the annotation of a GenBank genome assembly
AUGGCUUCAUGGAAUCAAGUUAGCAAUGUAGUAUCUGCAGUAACAUCGCACCAUUUUGAAAUGAUAAUAAUAGAGUGGUUACCCCUGACUUUGCAGAUUUCUGGGAUUAUGAUCUACCUAGUGACUUGGAAUGUUCAUGGAUCGAGUCCGCCGUCACACCUGGACUACCUGUUGUCUCUGCAUGAGACCCAGUUGCCGGAUGUUUACGCUAUUGG